AUUUGAUAUUAUUAAUAUUACUGUUAUUGGCGUUGGGUAUAGCUCGGUACCGAUAGGCAAUUUCCGGCUCGGUAAUUUCCGCGCUUUCCUUUUCUCGUCGCUGAGUGAUUAAAUUGAUGAUUUCAUGCUUUUCUUCACUUAAAUACUGCAAAUCUUCAUCUGUAUUGACAGUUAAGGCUGGGGUCAUUUAAUUGACACUCUAGCCUGUGUUUUUCCUUGAUUUCUGCGCAUACAAAUACCGCACUUAUAUUAUUCUAACAUUGCCAAACUUCCCCUCAGUAACCCCGCGUCACGGCAUGGAUCGCGAACAGUUUCGAGCGGCGGCACACGCUGCCAUUGACGAUAUUAUCAACCACUUCGACACCGUACCCGACCGCCGUGUGCUGCCCACCAUCGAACCGGGUUAUCUCCGCCCUCAAAUCCCAGAGAACCCUCCCCUCGAACCGCAAAAAUGGUCCGAAAUCCACGCAGACAUCGAAUCUAAGAUCCAGCCGGGGCUAACCCACUGGCAAUCGCCCAAUUUCAUGGCCUUCUUCCCCGCGUCCGUCACAUACCCCAGCAUCCUUGGCGAAAUGUACUCUGCUGCGUUCACAGCACCGGCUUUUAAUUGGAUAUGUUCGCCUGCGUGUACAGAACUUGAGACGAUUAUUAUGGACUGGGUCGCUAAAGCGUUGGCUCUUCCGGAGUGUUUCCUCAGCACGUCCGCGAACGGCGGCGGUGGUGUUAUUCAAGGUACUGCGAGUGAAUCAGUUGCAACCAUGAUGAUUGCAGCACGCGAACGUCGCGCGCGGGAAAAAACUCUAGCUGAGGGAUUCAAAGACGGUUCUGUGGAGUAUGAGAACCGGGUGUGUGAGAAUCGCGCCAAGCUAGUCUCUAUAUCAAGUGAUCAAACACAUAGCAGCACCGCAAAGGCGGCGUUGGUUGCAGGGACCAGGUUCCGCAGUAUCCCGACGAAGCUGGAGGAUAACAUGGAAUUGACGGGCGAGGCAGUUCGGAAAGUGUUGGAAGAGAUUGAGGCGGAUGGGCUAGAUCCUUACUAUAUCACUCUCAGUAUGGGCACAACCAAUUCGUGUGCCGUGGACCGGUUUGCAGAAGUCAAAACUGUGUUGAGUGAGAAGGAGUCUUGGAAGCGGAUCUGGGUGCAUAUCGAUGCAGCUUAUGCGGGCGCUGCUCUUGUUGCGGAUGAGUAUCAGCAUAUUGCACAGAAUUUCGCAGAGGGAGUGGACAGUUUCAACAUGAACAUGCACAAAUGGCUUAUGGUUAAUUUCGACGCCAGCUGCCUCUGGGUCCGCAACCGUACCGACCUCACCAAUGCCCUUGACAUUACGCCAACUUACCUGCGCAAUCCAUACUCGGAGCUCGGCACUGUGAUAGACUACCGUAAUUGGCAGAUCUCACUAGGCCGACGUUUCCGAAGUCUCAAGAUCUGGUUCGUCAUGCGCACAUACGGACUCAAUGGCUUGAAAGCGCACGUCCGCAACGGGAUCUCACUCGGCAACAUCUUCGCCGACAAGGUGCGGAGUCGGUCUGACCUAUUCGAAAUCGUGACGACGCCUGCAUACGGUCUGACAGUCUUGCGAGUGCGUAAUCCUGCUGCUGCUGCUGCUGCUGGGGAUGUACCUAAUGGCACUUCUGAGCAUAAGCAUAUCGUCCAGGUCGACGAAAAGGCAAAUGAGCUAUCGAAAAAGGUCUAUGAGUUGAUUAACUCCAGAGGAGAAGUUUUCUUGACGUCAACGGUAUUUGCCGGGACAUACUCUAUUCGAGUUGUAAAUGGAAGCGCACAGGCAGAGGAAAAGCAUAUACUCCGAGCUUUCGAUAUCAUCGUCGAGACUACUGAGGAGGUCCUAAGGGGUAAACAAUGAUUUUGCUAUAUAGACUUGAAUUUGUAAAAUGUAUAUAAACUCUCAACUUACGGUCAAUUAGCUAGCAAAUUCUGACUUUUUGUUCUCAAC
Talaromyces proteolyticus is the source of this 1952-nucleotide messenger RNA. Its product is annotated as putative aromatic-L-amino-acid decarboxylase. Gene Ontology annotation, molecular function: pyridoxal phosphate binding; carboxy-lyase activity. Bases 297 to 1862 code for a protein of 521 amino acids. Gene Ontology annotation, biological process: amino acid metabolic process. The record is from RefSeq and is a predicted model, not a curated record. Lineage: Eukaryota; Fungi; Ascomycota; Eurotiomycetes; Eurotiales; Trichocomaceae. The transcript has 3 exons.